Messenger RNA from Maudiozyma saulgeensis, 1620 nucleotides. The record is from the annotation of a GenBank genome assembly. Lineage: Eukaryota; Fungi; Ascomycota; Saccharomycetes; Saccharomycetales; Saccharomycetaceae.
AUGGGGUUGAUAUUAAUGUCUACGACGUUACUGGUAUCGUCUGUGAUUGUAUAUAACUGGUCGUACAAGUUUCUUUGGUUUAAGCUGGCUCUUUUAUUCAAUGAUGCAACCGUUUCAACCAAAACAUCCAGGUCUUCUAUUAUCUCAAGCAUAAAUGGAUACGAAAACUCAGAAACAGAUACGUUCGUACAGAAAUUUUAUACAGAAUAUUCUUUAUCUUCGAAGAAACUGGUUGGUUUCAUUAGGACAUUAUUCUCAGUUGCCAUGGUCUGUUAUAUUAUAACAAUAGAGAUUGUGUUAUGGCAAAUUAAAUCUGUGGAAGUUGAUCAAGGAGGAGACUUCAUAACUGAAUGGGUAUGGUCCCUUGUAGCAAUGUCUCUAUCUCUUAUACUAAUUCUAGUACAGCCAUUCUUCAUUCUAGUUUCUCUUUUAAACAAAUUUUUUAAUGAUAGAUUUGAUUUAGAUCGUCUAAUAAUAAUAACAAGUACUAUAUUAAUAACAUUAAUUGCAAUAUUAAGAUUAUUGUCAAUUGGACCCUUCCAAUAUAGCCAAAAUAUUCUUACCAGGUUGUCCAUUUCUGGUGUGACAAUUAUGGCGAUAUUGUCAGGAAUUGCUAGUGUUUCUACGAUAUAUUAUACUUUCUUAUAUUUUUGGAUAAAACAUACCAAUAAAAAAAUGCCAUCCACUGUAUCAAAAUUUGCAUCUAAUGGAUUAAGAAGUAAAAAAUUACUUAUAUGGGCAAGAAAAAGUUGGAUUAAAGAACGAUUAAUUAAAUAUGAAGCAUAUAGAAAUUUAUGCAUACAGGAGUUAAACAGAUUAGAAACAGCUGAACUCCCCAAUCAGGAAAUGCAACGUCAAAAAGAUAAUCUUUUGGAGUCAAUAGCUCAAUCUCAACUGCAAACUAAUUUAUUUCAAAGUAUUUUAGACGAAUCUCCAAAGAUUAGAUUGGCCAGGAAAUUUUUCGAAAUUGGGUUUUUGGUCUAUUGUGUCUACAGAGUAACUUUAACCUUUUUUGUAAGGAUACCGAAAAUUAUAUCUCAUUUCAUUGAUCACCCAUUAGACUACCAAUUUGAGCAUUUUUCGGCAUCUUCAGAUCCACUCGCUGUAACAAUUGCCAAUAUCCUCGACUUCUGUCUAUUUAACUUUAAUUAUCAGCAUGAUCUGGAUUCCCUAACUAGUCAAAUCUCACUAUUUCUUUCUGCAUCGUUAUUUAUUUGUGCAUUUUCAACAGUUAGUACAACUGUCUCCUUCUUAGUUUCAUUACUACCUGCUCGUUUUCAAGUUUUGGCAUUUUUUGCUUUACAGAAUGAAGAAAACGCUAAUGACCUGCCUAUUUAUGGUGGAAUCAAACAACGAAAAUAUAAUGAACCUUCUAUGAUAAAAAAUUUGUUGCUAUCUGAACUAGCUGGUGUAUACGUUGUUGCUACAGUGCUAAUGAUUAGAUCCAAUUUGCCAUUUGAUGUUGCUGAGAGAUUAAAGGACAUGUUGGGUCAAAAGUUCACUGUUACUAGUUUUGUUAUUGACUGUUGGUUUGAUGAAAUAUAUGCAAUAUCAUGUAUUCUUACCAUUUUCUUUAUAAAAUUGGCUGAGAGAACUGUAUAUCACCUAAAUAUGACUUAA